GAGAGCAUCCCUAGAUAUCUCCAUUAUCAGGCUUCUCUAUUUUUAAAGUCUCUUUUCUUUUAUCUGGGGAGACUCUGGAUAAACAACUUAACUGAAGAUUUAGAGUGUUCAUUACUGACUCAAUUCUUUGGAUUAUGGAAAUUAUCCACAUUGCAAGCGAAGGGAGAUUGGACCACUACAACCUAUGUAUUUGUGCCUGCUUCUGCAGCAAAGCACCUCCAAGACACCUCCUUGUACAGAUGGUAUGCUGGGCCUCAAGCCAGCCCAGUGUUUGGAUGGAAUAAAGGCCUCUGGGACAGAGCAGCUUUGUACACUGUACACCCAAAGGCGGAAAGAGUAAUGUCCAUGUUGUACUAUACUCUGAUUAUAGCAUUUCUGAUCGGCAUACAGGCUGCACCAAAGACCAAGGACCAUGCCCCAGCCGGCUCAUCAACAAAGCAUCGCAUUCAGCAUCAUCAUACACAUCGAACUAAGUCUCUUCACCGAAAUCAUGGCAGAAUAGAAACAAAUGAACCUGCACCUUUUCACAACAUUACAGUUGACCCUAAACUUUUCAGGAGGAGGAAAUUCCGCUCUCCAAGGGUUUUGUUUAGCACCCAACCUCCACCAUUGUCAGAGGACCUACGGAACUUGGAAUAUUUAGAUGAUGAGGAAUCCCUCAAUAAAACUAUCCGAGCGAAAAGAACGGUGCAUCCAGUGCUACAUCGUGGGGAGUAUUCCGUAUGCGAUAGCGUCAGUAUGUGGGUUGGUGAAAAAACCACAGCCACUGACAUCAAGGGAAAGGAAGUAACUGUGCUGGGGGAAGUCAAUAUAAAUAAUAACGUUUUUAAGCAGUACUUUUUUGAGACCAAGUGUAGAGACCCAAAACCAGUUUCAGGUGGAUGCCGUGGGAUUGAUUCAAAACAUUGGAACUCCUAUUGUACCACCACGCAUACAUUUGUCAAAGCAUUGACAAUGGAAGGGAAGCAAGCAGCAUGGAGGUUCAUCCGGAUAGAUACAGCUUGUGUCUGUGUGCUCAGCAGGAAGAGCCGAUCAUAAAUAGACCCUUCUUGCUGUUUUCAUCUUCUCCCCACCCCUACCUCAGCCUGUAAAUUAUUUUAAAUUAUAUGGACUGCAUGAUAUAUUUAAAAUUUUUACUGUAAAAAAGAGACUAUUUAUUAAAAACUUUUCAAAAUGGGUUUGUUUGUAAUUUUUUAUACCUUACCAUUUUGGGGGUAACAUGUCUGUUUGCCCUCUAAUUUGGAAACAUGAAAUAAAAAGACCAAAACAUAUAUGCCUUAUAGAAUUUAUUAGACGUUGAUAUUUUCUUAUAAUUUAAUUGCCAAGGAUAAAUUAUUUUCAUUGCUGUUCACUAUCAAUGAGUAGAAAAUAUGAUAUGCUAAUGAUAAUAAAUAUUGUAUGUAUCAUUUUAUUUUUUUUAAGCUGGAAAUUUUAUAGUUUUUUAAGAAUUCAUAC
Messenger RNA from Bufo bufo (common toad), 1455 nucleotides. It is a transcript of the gene NGF, whose product is annotated as nerve growth factor. Gene Ontology annotation, biological process: positive regulation of collateral sprouting; positive regulation of peptidyl-serine phosphorylation; neuron projection morphogenesis. Bases 340 to 1038 code for a protein of 232 amino acids. NCBI's taxonomy places the organism in Eukaryota, Metazoa, Chordata, Amphibia, Anura, Bufonidae. The record is from RefSeq and is a predicted model, not a curated record. The transcript has 3 exons. Gene Ontology annotation, molecular function: nerve growth factor receptor binding; growth factor activity.